AUGGAUCAGAGCCCAAUGAAGGACGAUGCGCCAGACGGCCAAAGACCAGUGAUGACUGACAUCAACGUCACUGAAGUGGGCAACCCGGCCUUUGAUCACCUGCGGAUUCCCGCCAAGUACAAAUGGACUGCACUUUGCUUCGUCGUUGCCCUCCCAAUAGGGCAUACCUGGACAGGCUCAGCCCUAGGCCCACUCAAGAACACUCUGCGAGAAGAACUAGACAUCAGCAAUACUCAAUUUGGUGUUAUUAGCAGUGCAGAUGCUUUUGUCAACACCAUCUUCCCCAUUGUUGGAGGCCUGAUCCUGGACUGGUGGGGUCCUAACAUCGUCACGCUAUUCUGUACAAGUUUUAUCCUUGUAGGAUCCGUUGUUGCGGCUGUUGGUGUCCAAAUCGGACUUUGGAGGUUGCUUGUUUCUGGGCAUGUCCUCAUGGGCUUUGGUAUCGCGGUUUUAGAUUCCGCAACGCAAAAGUUCUUCUACCAUUGGUUCGGCGCUUCUGGGCUUGCCUUGGCGUUUGGGCUAGAGAGUGCCAUUUCUAGCACUGUCGGCCUCGUCUCUGGCAUGGUCGCCAUCCCAAUCCGAGAUCGCACGGGCUGGUAUGGUUGGACGUUCUGGAUCCCUGUUGUCUUUUGCGGACUUUCUUUAGCUAUGAACAUUUCAUACGUUUGCUUCGAACGAUUUGUGGUCCCGACAAAGUACCGGUUAACCCCAGGUCGCGACGCAGCAAUCAUUGAGAAGCAUCUGACGAUUAAGCGCAACUUCUCCUGGGAACUUUUGCUGACUCUGCCCUGGGCAUAUCUUAUGCUACCAGCCACUCAAUUGCUACAGAGCGGCGCAGCGGGUGGAUUUAAUACCAGCUCCGCCGACAUCAUAUUCCUGAAGGGGUAUACAGAGGAAGUAGCUGGCUAUCUCUCGACAGCACAGAGAAUUCUUCCGAUUGUUCUGAGUCCAGCGCUGGGCUUGGUUAUAGAUAAAUAUGGCCAUCGAUUUCACUAUGUCGCCGCGUCUCCCAUCCUAUGGAUCAUCGCUUGUUCUCUCCUAGGCUUCACGGACGCCCAUCCUACCGUCGCCCUAGUUUUCUCCAGCUUAGCGGGGGUUAUUAACUCGAUGCCAUUGCAGAUCUGCAUACCUCUCUUGGUAGCUGAUCAAACCAAGAUCGGUACUGCUUUUGGUAUGGAUGUUAUAUUUGGUGUUCUUCAAGAUGGAACCGAAGACAACGGUUACUACAAGGUUCUCCUUGUUGCCAUUGGCAUCAAAGCUUGGGCUUUUGUGUUGGGUGUAUCAUAUAUCAUCGUCGACUACAAACUUUUAGGAAAGGGGAUGACUAUGACGCGAGUCCAACGUGAGGCGAAAGAAGCCGUGAUCGAGGAUUGUGACGCAGAUCCCUUAACUCGCAGGAGGUCGAAGCCUUGGUUCACUGCUUUGACUUUUGGCCUUCUGGUCGCUAUCAUCGCGAGUGCAUGGGCAGUCUUCCUUAAAUACCUGAUCUGA
Messenger RNA from Fusarium fujikuroi IMI 58289, 1491 nucleotides. RefSeq lists its product as uncharacterized. The transcript is spliced from 3 exons. NCBI's taxonomy places the organism in Eukaryota, Fungi, Ascomycota, Sordariomycetes, Hypocreales, Nectriaceae. The record is from RefSeq and is a predicted model, not a curated record. The coding region runs from base 1 to 1491 and encodes 496 amino acids. Gene Ontology annotation, biological process: transmembrane transport. Gene Ontology annotation, molecular function: transmembrane transporter activity.